ACCAGUGCACUGCUUGAUUCAGAUGCCAACAGUGUUUUCAUAGACCAGGUCUGGGCGGAGCAAAAUGGACUCCCCCUUGUAAAAUUAGAUAUGUCUAUUCCCGUCUAUAACAUUGAUGGUACACUAAACAUGGGUGGCUGCAUAAUGCACAAAUGUUCUUUUAUUGUCAAGUACCAAGGACACAGAGAACGAGUCACCGCCAAGGCUACCCAACUAGGGAAAAUUAAUUUAAUUUUAGGCUGGACCUGCUAUUUAAACACAAAUUUGAGAUUGACUGGCAGACAGGGGUUGUCACAUUGUCACAUUGCCCUCAGGAGUGUAAUGACUUGGGUAAGCUAA
Serpula lacrymans var. lacrymans S7.9 is the source of this 339-nucleotide messenger RNA. RefSeq lists its product as uncharacterized. The transcript has a single exon. NCBI's taxonomy places the organism in Eukaryota, Fungi, Basidiomycota, Agaricomycetes, Boletales, Serpulaceae. The record is from RefSeq and is a predicted model, not a curated record. The annotation marks the transcript as partial.